AUGAAUGACUCUAACAAUCAAGAUCGCAAAUCAGCAGUGAAUAAUCAUAAUUCGAAGCGUUUAACAAAUAAUAAUGUCGAGAGGAAACCACCACCAUUGCUGAUACAUUCGGCCGCACUUUCUAAGCUGAAUAGCUCAACCACCAUUACACCUUUAUGCGAACGAAAAAUUAAGGCAGAGCCAAAAUUCUUGAACCAGGAAGUACGGAUCUACGCUGAUGGUAAAUGGAACAACAACGAUUCUGAUCGUGGUGAUCCUCCUCGAUAUUGGUGUGAGAAAUGUGGAAGGAUUUAUUCUAACAGGAAUAAUUUGCAGAGACAUUGUCGUUACGAAUGUGGAACUGACCAUUCGGCUUUCAAGUGUCCAUAUUGUCCCCACUCAUCCAGACGCAAAGAUAAUUUGAAAACUCAUAUCGUUAAAAAGCAUAAUCCGAAUUAUGCAGAUCCAACAAAAGCUAUGUGUGAUACCCCUAUAAACGGAUUCAAACUGUAUGAAGAAAUUGGUUGUAGUACUAAUAAUACAUCAGAUAAUUCGGGUGCCGAAUGCUAUUAUGCAAUGCCCACAUUCAGCUUUGGAAGUCUUCCUAGGCGCAGAAGGCGCAAUGAUGGGCCUGUCAACCUGUGUCUCACCUGUGGAAAAUGCUACAAACACAAGCAACAUCUUAAGAGGCACUUGAUGGUCGAAUGUGGUCGAGAACCUAGCAUUCAAUGCCCAUAUUGCAGUCACAGAACAAAAUAUCAACGUAUCAACAAUACAACGGCCAAGCAUUCGAUGUCUGUUGUCGGGCCUACAAAAAUUCCUAAAUAUGCUCCAUUAACCUCAUCAAUGGAGUUGAACUAUCAAGUACCUCAAUUUUUCAUGCGAGAUUAUCUUAGUGGAUAUGUACUAUCUCCACAGCAACACUUGGCCCAGAUUCAUAAUCAUCAGAAAAUGCAUUUUGGAUCGCCGCCUGUGGAAAAUUGUUUUGCUUGCACGGCGUGUAAUAAAUCUUAUAAACAUAAGACACAUCUUAAGAGGCAUCUGGAUGAAGGUUGUCCAAACUUAACUGAUGGCGUUGCUCGAAGAUUUGCUUGUGAAAACUGUGAAAAGACAUAUAAGCAUAAGCGUCAUCUACAGAGACAUCAGAAAGACGAAUGUGUUGCGGUAGGUGCUGCUCCCAGAUUCAAGUGUGAAAUGUGUCCAUCAGCUUUUAAAAGGCGAUAUCACUUAACCAGACAUUAUCUUAAUACUCAUAAUAAUGGAGUAGCAACAGCUCUUGUAAAAACCGAGCUUGACAAAAGCUCGAUAAUAAAAGAUGAAGGAGCAACAGCUCUUGUAAAAACUGGGCUUGACAAAAGCUCGAUGAUAAAAGAUGAAGUUGAAAUAGCUUAA
Molecule: messenger RNA, 1371 nt
Organism: Ctenocephalides felis (cat flea)
Lineage: Eukaryota; Metazoa; Arthropoda; Insecta; Siphonaptera; Pulicidae
Product: gastrula zinc finger protein xFG20-1-like
Exons: 4
Coding region: 1-1371 (456 amino acids)
Biological process (GO): regulation of transcription by RNA polymerase II
Cellular component (GO): nucleus
Molecular function (GO): DNA-binding transcription factor activity, RNA polymerase II-specific; sequence-specific DNA binding
Source: RefSeq, a predicted model, not a curated record